AUGUCCGACCCCGAGAACAACCCAUCCCCCGCGGAGCUUGCGGAGCGCGAGCGCGAGAACCAAGAGCGCAAGGCGCGCGAAGAUGCGGAACAGGCUCAGCUCCCUUACAAGUGGACACAGACAAUUCGCGAUGUGGAUGUGACGGCACCCAUCCCUGCCAAUCUCAAAGGCCGCGACAUGGAUGUAGUAUUGACCAAGAACAAAAUUCGGGUUGCGAUCAAGGGUCAAGAGCCCCUCAUUGAGGGCGACUUCCCCCAUGCUAUUCUCGUCGACGAAUCCUCUUGGACUCUUGAGACGACCCCCACCCCGCCCGGCAAGGAAAUCAAUGUUCAUCUUGAUAAGGUCAACAAGGUUGAGUGGUGGCCUCAUGUUGUUACUUCUGCGCCGAAGAUUGAUGUGACCAAAAUCACACCGGAGAACUCUAGUCUCGGGGAUUUAGAUGGCGAGACUCGUGCUAUGGUUGAGAAGAUGAUGUAUGAUCAGCGGCAGAAGGAGAUGGGUGGCCCCAGCAGUGAUGAACAGAAGAAGAUGGAGUUGUUGAAGAAGUUCCAGGCUGAGCAUCCUGAGAUGGAUUUCUCCAACGCCAAGAUGGGUUAA
This is a messenger RNA of Penicillium antarcticum, 597 nucleotides long. RefSeq names its product NudC domain-containing protein. NCBI's taxonomy places the organism in Eukaryota, Fungi, Ascomycota, Eurotiomycetes, Eurotiales, Aspergillaceae. Gene Ontology annotation, cellular component: cytoplasm. Gene Ontology annotation, biological process: protein folding. The coding region runs from base 1 to 597 and encodes 198 amino acids. The transcript is spliced from 3 exons. The record is from RefSeq and is a predicted model, not a curated record.